AUGGGCAAAUAUACCUUCACCUGGGAACACUCGGCCAAUGAGGUCUUCGUGACUGGCACCUUCGAUGACUGGAGGAAGACGGUCAAGCUAGAGAAGGAAGAUGGCAUCUUCAAGAAGACUGUCGAGCUGCCCAAAACCCACACCCAGUACAAGUUCGUUGUGAAUGGUAACUGGUGUACCAACGACAGCGCGCGCAAAGAAGACGACGGUCACGGCAUCAUCAACAACGUCCUCCUUCCCGAAGACAUCGUCGACGAGGAGCCCGUCAACACCAUGUCUUCUGCCGCGCCCGAGUCCACAACCGCUGCGCUAGCCGGUGCCGUGCCAAAGGAGAGCGAGAAGGAGGCCAAGACCAAUGCAUCCAACUCCCCUGUACCUGGCGCCUUCCCUGAGACACCCUACGCAGAGACACCUGGCAGCGAACCGCAGACCUUCAACGUCGCGCCCAUCCCCGCUACCUCAGGUCUCGGCAACCCCAUUAAGCUUGCGCCUGGCGAGCCCGUUCCUGAAGCGAGCACCCUUACAGAUAACACUGUAGACUCGACUGUCAAGCACGACAAGGAGCUUGAGCAGGAGCCAUCAGCACUCGGCAUCUCGCCGCUCCCGGCCACCGCAGGUGCUGGUAACCCCAUUCACCUUGCGCCUGGCGAGAAGGUGCCAGAUGCCAGCACCUUCACUUCCAAUACCGUCGACAGCACAGUCAACACCGACGCCUCAUCUUACGACAAGGCCGAUGCUCUUCCCCUACUCGCCUUCACCCCUCAAGCUGAGCGCGACGCUAAUGGUGGCAUGUUUGGCAUUCCUCCAGUCAUGGGCAACAUGAUUCCAGAGUCAAGCCUGCCAAUGGGUGUAGAUGCCAAGGUUGAGCAAGACACCGGUGUCACGAUUCAGUCCUCAGCCCCCCAGAGCACCACCGCCCAACUUGCCGGCCAGGUUCCCAAGGAGCCUCGCGGUGUCCCCGAGACCGUGACUGACAGCCAACAAGAGGCCCACGUUGACCCUGAGGCGUCCGCCAACCCAGAAGCCGUUCAGGACAAGAAGGAGGUCGAGCAGGAGUUGAAGGAGAAGGUAUCCGAAGCGCCUGCAGCCAGUGGAGAUGCUGGUCUGAGCGACACUGCCAAAGCGGCCGCUGCUACUGCUGCUGCAGGCGCCGCUGCUGGUGCGGGUCUCUUCACUGCGGCCGUCUACUCUGCCAAAGAGAAGGCCGCUGAGGCUACUAGCAUGACUGGUCCCAGCACCAGCACUGCCGACGAGGUUCCCUCCAUCGUCGCUGAGAGCCAGAACACAGCCCAUGCUGAGCCAGAAGCAGCAGCUAGCCCUGAGGUUGUUGCUGAGAAGUCGGUAAUGGAGAAGGAGCUACUCAGCGAAGUUCCCAAGACCAACGAAACCGGAGAGCCUGCCCCCACUAUUGCCAGCGCCACCACCACUGCUGCGGAGGACGUACCCUCUGUUGUCGCUGAGAGCCAGACCGCAGCCCACGCUGCGCCAGAGGCGGCCGCCAGCCCUGAGGCUGUUGCUGAGAAGUCGGCUAUGGAGCAGGAACUACUCAGCGAGGUUCCCAAGACAACCGAGACAGGUCUCCCUGCCCCGGCUAUUGCCAUCCCAGCUGUCGUUUCCGAGAGCCAGAAAGAGGCACAUGCAAGCCCAGAAGCAGCAUCCAGCCCCGAGGUUGUCGCAGAGAAGACCGCUAUGGAGUCUGAGCUAUUGCGCGAGGUUCCUAAGACCAAUGAAUCUGGUGAGCCAGCACCCGCUGUCUCCGCUGCCACAGCUACCACCGCUCCUGUAGCUCAAUCAGAGACUGUUUCUCGCGAUGUACCCGAGGUUGUCGCUGAUAGCCAACACGAGGCGCAUGUUAGCCCCGAGGCUGCUGCUAACAGCGAGGCUGUUGCUGAGAAGUCAGCCGUAGAAUCUGAGCUACUUGAAAAGCUUCCAAGAUCCGAUGAAGCGGGUGAGCCAGCUCCAGUACUGACUGCUGCGACUACCGCGACUGCACCUGUCGCUGCUGCUGCUGCUGCCGCCACUGCAAUUCCAUCUGGCACAGCCACUGAGUCUGUCAAUGAAGCCGUCGCUCGUGAGGUCCCCAACGUUGUCGCCGAGAGCCAAAGGGAAGCCCAUGCCAGUCCUGAGGCCGCCACCAACGCUGAGGCAGUUAGCGAGAAGCGUGCUAUGGAGACUGAACUUCUUAACGAAGUAAAGUCGACUGACGCUACUGGCGAGCCCGCUCCCAGCGCUGCUGCCGGCCUCUCUGAUGAGGCUCUUGUUGACUCCAAGCCACUCAAGUCUUCUAGCGAGCCUAAUGCUCUCAACGCGCCCGCAUCCGAGCCUGCUCAACCACCGAACGCUAAGCCCAUCGAUUCCAGCACCGACGUUGCAUUCAACAAGCAAGCGCCAACUACCACCGAGCAGACCCAGCCAACCGUCACCACCGGUGUAGAAACAAGCAAGACUGAGGCUACGAGCUCCGCCCCAGCUGCACAGCUGGCACCAGAAUCUCCUGCCAAGAACCUCAGGAAAGACUCAGACGUAUCUCCCAAGGGCACACCUGGUAGCCAGAGCAUCGCUUCUGGUGCCGAUGACAAGAAGAAGAAGCGUCGCUCUUUCUUCGGCAAGAUCAAGGACAAGCUUUCCAGCAAGGACAAGCACUAG
Molecule: messenger RNA, 2646 nt
Organism: Alternaria postmessia
Lineage: Eukaryota; Fungi; Ascomycota; Dothideomycetes; Pleosporales; Pleosporaceae
Exons: 3
Coding region: 1-2646 (881 amino acids)
Biological process (GO): signal transduction
Cellular component (GO): nucleus; cytoplasm; nucleotide-activated protein kinase complex
Molecular function (GO): protein kinase binding
Source: RefSeq, a predicted model, not a curated record